Yarrowia lipolytica CLIB122 is the source of this 843-nucleotide messenger RNA. RefSeq lists its product as uncharacterized. NCBI's taxonomy places the organism in Eukaryota, Fungi, Ascomycota, Dipodascomycetes, Dipodascales. The record is from RefSeq and is a predicted model, not a curated record. Gene Ontology annotation, molecular function: cyclin-dependent protein serine/threonine kinase regulator activity. Gene Ontology annotation, cellular component: nucleus; mediator complex. Gene Ontology annotation, biological process: positive regulation of transcription by RNA polymerase II.
AUGUCGGCAAACUACUGGACAAGUUCCCAGAGACUGCAUUGGCUAUUGACCAAGGAAACGCUUGCAGAGCGAAGAAAAGGCCUGGAAGACAUAUUCGACCCAGGGAAGCUGCAAACCAUCAAGGCGCUCAAUCCGUGGCAUGUUCGUGUCUACUUGCACACCCUGAUUCAUCUUUUGGGUCAGAAUCUGUCGAUUCGACAACGGAUUUUGGCCACGGCAGAGGUGUAUCUCACUCGAUUUCAUACAAAGGUGCCUUUUGGCGAAAUCAACCCGUACCUGGUGGUAGCCACGGCGGUCUACGUGGCAUGCAAAGUCGAGGAACAUCCACAGCAUAUCCGGACUAUCACCUCAGAGGCUCGAUCUUUAUGGCCCGACUACAUCUCGCAUGACCCAACGAAGAUUGCCGAAUGCGAAUUUUACCUGAUCGAGGAGCUGGGAACGUACCUGGUGAUUUUUCAUCCCUACAAGUCGCUGAUGCAGAUUUCGGAUGCCAUGGCAAGGUCCAACGCUCAGAUCACCAUGGCACCAGAGGAGAUCCAGGUAACAUGGUCCAUGAUCAACGACAGCUACAUCACCGACCUGCAUCUGCUCAACCCGCCACACAUUGUCGCCAUGGCUUGCAUCUACAUGACGGUGGUGCUGCGGUCGCACAUUAUGCGCAUGACUAUGCCCUCAGAGGCGGUCAAAAGCCGAAUCGAGGCGUUCAUGACGUUCUUCGGAGAGUCGAACGUGGACUUGGAACAGACGAUUGAUUGUGUGCAGGAAAUGAUUUCGCUGUACGUCAACUGGGACACAUAUUCGGAAAAGCAGUGUCGGGUGGAGAUUGCCAAAGUAAUUACAUAA